AUGAACUCGAUGCGCAUUGCCCGUGCUGCGCUGCGCGCGCGCCCGACAAUGGUCCCGCGGAUCAAGCUGAGCUUGUCUCUGCCUCACCAGACCAUCUACAAGUCGCAGGACGUCGUGCAGGUCAACAUCCCCGCCGAGUCCGGUGAGAUGGGUGUCCUGGCCAACCACGUUCCGUCGAUUGAGCAGCUGAAGCCUGGCCUGAUCGAGGUCGUUGAGGAGAGCGGUGGCAACAAGCAGUUCUUCCUGUCCGGCGGCUUCGCCAUCGUCCAGCCCAACUCCGUCCUGAGCAUCAACGCCGUCGAGGGCUACCCCAUUGAGGACUUCAGCGCGGAGGCUGUCAAGUCGCAGCUGGCCGAGGCGCAGAAGAUUGCCAACGGCUCCGGUAGCGAGCAGGACAUUGCCGAGGCCAAGAUCGAGGUUGAGGUCCUCGAGUCGAUCCAGGCGGCCCUGAAAUAG
Messenger RNA from Sporothrix brasiliensis 5110, 456 nucleotides. Its product is annotated as F-type H+-transporting ATPase subunit delta. Gene Ontology annotation, molecular function: proton-transporting ATP synthase activity, rotational mechanism. The transcript is spliced from 4 exons. Bases 1 to 456 code for a protein of 151 amino acids. Lineage: Eukaryota; Fungi; Ascomycota; Sordariomycetes; Ophiostomatales; Ophiostomataceae. Gene Ontology annotation, biological process: proton motive force-driven ATP synthesis. The record is from RefSeq and is a predicted model, not a curated record.